This is a messenger RNA of Penicillium robsamsonii, 1578 nucleotides long. RefSeq lists its product as uncharacterized. The transcript has 4 exons. NCBI's taxonomy places the organism in Eukaryota, Fungi, Ascomycota, Eurotiomycetes, Eurotiales, Aspergillaceae. Gene Ontology annotation, molecular function: chromate transmembrane transporter activity. The record is from RefSeq and is a predicted model, not a curated record. The coding region runs from base 1 to 1578 and encodes 525 amino acids. Gene Ontology annotation, biological process: chromate transport.
AUGCCACUUCUCUCCCCGUUUUCGCAAUGCCUCUCUUCCCUCGCCCAGCUAAAUCACAAAUGGGGUAGCCAUAGGAGUUCAAGGGAAAUAGAGGGAACGGAAAAACAUCUGCCAAGCCGUUUGCUAGAUGUCUUUUUGCGUACAUGGGAUCUAGGUUUUACAGCCUUCGGAGGACCACCAGUACACUUCCAGAUUCUACAUGCCAGGUUCGUGGAAGGACAGGGCGGCAAGGAAAAAUGGGUAGAUGAGCAGACUUACCAGGAACUCUUUGCUAUUUGCCAGGGUCUUCCAGGUCCUGCUAGCACGAAGUUGGUAUUCUGCCUAACCCUAUUUCAUGCAGGAUUUAUUCCUGCCAUGCUUGCGUUUUUUCUUUGGAGUCUUCCUGGCGCAAUUGGCAUGUAUGCCCUUUCACUUGGUGUGCAGAACAUGAGUGAAACCCUUCCCAAGCCCGUUUACUCCCUACUUUCCGGCCUAAACGCCUCCACAGUAGGUAUUGUUGCACUUGCGGCCGUGCAGUUGGCCGAAAAAGCCAUUCGCGAUAAACUAUCCCGGAUUCUUGUGAUAUUUGGCGCAUGUGCUGGCCUUUGUUAUAAUGCACUUUGGUAUUUUCCCGUCAUGAUGAUUAUCGGUGGUUUACUCACGAGCAUCUGGGAUGGAUGGCUAUAUCAACGAGUUUUGAGGGCAAAGAUCGCUUGGAGGAACAGACAUAGUGUUCCGCAGGAGUUGAAUGUGACAAAUGGGGAUACCGCAGACACGGACUAUAUAACCCUGGAAGAGAAUACAGCGCAAAUGAGUGAGACGACGGGAUCGAGGAAGACGGAUCCUAGAAUUGAAGGACUGCCACAGCAUACAGUCAAUACCACAGGGCCAACGCAGUCCGCCGAGGAUCCUUCACAACAGCACGUUAUUCGGAUUCGGGUCGGAGCUUUGAUCCUGGUUCUCUUUUUUGGCUCCUUCAUCGGGAUUCUUGUUGCCCGAAGCCAGCUCGCUGAACCCCCACUAGUCCUCGACCUCUUUGCCAACAUGUACCUCGCUGGCACUGUUAUAUUUGGUGGAGGUCCUGUUGUCAUUCCCCUUUUACGCUCCUAUGUUGUCGAUCCUGGGUGGGUCUCUAGUAGAGACUUCCUGAUCGGUCUUGCCAUUAUCCAAGCUUUCCCCGGUCCCAACUUCAACUUCGCUGUCUUCUUGGGGGCACUAGCACUGCAGGGCUCGGGCUACCCGACCAUUCUCGGUGCAUUUCUCGGCGGUUUAGGAAUCUUCUUUCCUGGAAUCACGCUGGCCGUUGCAAUUCAAAGCUUCUGGCGUGUAUUGCGAAAGAAGAAGUACGUGAUUGACUUUCUCAGAGGUGUGAAUGCUACUGCUGUUGGGCUAGUAUUUACGGCUGUAUACCGAUUGUGGGAGAUUGGAUACCUGACUCCUGAAAAAAGCGACGGACAGAGUCUGGGCAAGGAACCAUGGUGGGUUGUUGUUGCGGCGGUAACAUAUUCAGGGAGCGCAUGGUUCAAUGUGCCUCCACCCGUGGCUAUUGUAAUGGGCGCUGUUUUAGGGUUAUGCUGGUAUGGAGCCGUGGGGCGGUAA